Messenger RNA from Meloidogyne enterolobii, 677 nucleotides. The record is from the annotation of a GenBank genome assembly. Lineage: Eukaryota; Metazoa; Nematoda; Chromadorea; Rhabditida; Meloidogynidae.
CUAAUAAAAUGUCUAAGCUUGAUGAUGAUCUAAUAGCCCUAAAUAAGAAUAUUGAAAAUGAUCUAGUAGCAACUUGGACAGUUCCAAUGAGUGACAAAGUUUAUAAAAUAGAAUUUGAGCAUGGAACAACAACUGGAAAAAGAAUUUUGAGGGUCAAUGGAAAGGAAAUAAUCAAACACGAUUGGAUGUUUAAGUUGGUGGGUAGAGAAAUAUUUGAAUUAAAUGGAGUUAAAUGUUCGGUCAAUAUUGAAGCUGUAGGAAUUUUUGCUUACGAAUAUACCCUUCAGGUCGGAGGGAAAACUUAUGAAAAAUUUCGAGAACAACAAAAGAAGGCUUUACAGAUUUGGCUUGUUCGCAUGGCAGAAGAGGAAAUUAGAAUAUGCCUAGAAAAAGAAACAUUGGAUGUUUGGGUAAAUGGUUCGAAAGUCGAAACAACUGGAGAGUUUGUUGAGGAGGGCGGUACCAAAACACACUUUGAAAUUGGGGCAGGAGCUAGUGCUUAUAUUAUAUCCCAGAGCAGUGGAAAAAGGCAAAUUGGGUAGGAAAUAUAAGAAAGAUAGAAUGAAAUCUAAAAAAAAUUUUCAAAGACUAGUUCACCAACUUUAUGUAAAUGAUGCGCUGAUUAGACCGUGUGAGGGUAAUGAAGAUCAAGCUGUCAUUACAUCAAUGGAUAAUGA